ACGCAUGCCCGUCCGACGUGGCAGCCAGCACCAGCCAUGGCUCGCAUUGGCAUCCAAUGGCAACACCCCGUUUGAUUCCCCCGUAUCCCGGCAUCCGGAUAACGCAGAGCCGCGGCUCAUUGGCCACACCCGUCCCCGGCGGCGUCCGGCCCGUCCGAUCCUGCCGCGCGGCCGAUCGCCGCCGUCCGCUGCAGCCGGCGCCUCCUGGCCACAACCGCCUGGGAGCCCCGGCCCGGCAGUACCCUUAAUACAAACCAGGCUGCUCCUGCCGGCAAAACGAGCGUGCUCGACCUCCCCCACCUCGCCACUGCUCCUAUUUUCUUCUCCUGAACGCUGCGGAAAGCAUGGCGUCCGUCACCGCCCGCGCCCCGGUCGCGGCCCUCCGCCCGUCGUCGGCGUCGCUCAGGUCAUCCUUCCUCGGCCACUCUAGCCGCCUCGGCCGCGGCGCCGCGGCGCCGACGAGGCGGAGCCUCAAGGCCGAGGCCAAGGGCGAGUGGCUCCCCGGCCUCCCCUCACCCGCCUACCUCGACGGCAGCCUGCCGGGCGACAAUGGGUUCGACCCGCUGGGCCUGGCGGAGGACCCGGAGAACCUGCGGUGGUUCGUGCAGGCGGAGCUGGUGAACGGGCGGUGGGCGAUGCUGGGCGUGGCCGGGAUGCUGAUCCCGGAGGUGCUGACCAAGGCCGGGCUCAUCAGCGCGCCGCAGUGGUACGACGCCGGCAAGUCGGAGUACUUCGCGUCGUCGUCCACGCUCUUCGUCAUCGAGUUCAUCCUCUUCCACUACGUCGAGAUCCGGCGGUGGCAGGACAUCAAGAACCCCGGCAGCGUCAACCAGGACCCCAUCUUCAAGAGCUACAGCCUGCCGCCCCACGAGUGCGGAUACCCCGGCAGCGUCUUCAACCCCCUCAACUUCGCCCCCACGCUCGAGGCCAAGGAGAAGGAGCUCGCCAACGGGAGGCUGGCGAUGCUGGCGUUCCUGGGGUUCCUGAUCCAGCACAACGUCACCGGCAAGGGGCCCUUCGACAACCUGCUGCAGCACCUGUCCGACCCAUGGCACAACACCAUCAUCCAGAACCUCUCCGGUUGAGUCGACGACGGUGAGCGAUCGCCAAUUUGACAUUGAGACGACGCGGUCGAGUCGAUCGAUGUGAGUUCCUUCCUGUGGAUCGAUCAUCAGCGUGUGAUGUGUGUUCAGUCUGGAGGGGAGAAUUCAGGGCGUGUUUGUAAUUGUCAUGCUGGUGUGCAUGGUGAGGAGGAGUAUGAGGAGUGAUUGUGGUAUGUACAUUAAUGACAGGGGAGGUUAAGGGUAGAAAUUGUUUGAUCAUCAGUGUCUAUCCGUUCUGGGCCUUUUACUUGCUUGUCCGUAAGUGCUUAAUUCUGUGUGGAAUUAAACAGAUGUACAAUAGCUACAGCUUUGUUGGAAGCUA
Messenger RNA from Panicum virgatum (switchgrass), 1425 nucleotides. Its product is annotated as chlorophyll a-b binding protein P4, chloroplastic-like. The record is from RefSeq and is a predicted model, not a curated record. Lineage: Eukaryota; Viridiplantae; Streptophyta; Magnoliopsida; Poales; Poaceae. The transcript is spliced from 3 exons. Gene Ontology annotation, cellular component: membrane. Bases 345 to 1085 code for a protein of 246 amino acids. Gene Ontology annotation, biological process: photosynthesis, light harvesting in photosystem I; response to light stimulus.